Homalodisca vitripennis (glassy-winged sharpshooter) is the source of this 501-nucleotide messenger RNA. RefSeq lists its product as uncharacterized. The record is from RefSeq and is a predicted model, not a curated record. The transcript has a single exon. Bases 1 to 501 code for a protein of 166 amino acids. Lineage: Eukaryota; Metazoa; Arthropoda; Insecta; Hemiptera; Cicadellidae.
AUGCUCGAAAGCUGUAUAGAGGACAGUGAACAAUAUUCGAGAAGGGACACUAUCGAAAUACAUGGUGUUGUGCCAGUUGAAAAAGUCGAACAAGUGUUGGAAGUAAUCAAGUCGGUGGGGAAGGCAUUAGAUCUAACCAUUGAAAAUUCUAUGGUUAGUGCUUGCCACAGGUUACGAAGUAGGGAUGGAACUGACAAACCUCCCGGAAUAAUAGUUAAGAUGACUCGACGUAUAGACGCUGAAUCUCUGCUGCAACGAAGACUUGUGAAGAGGAAUUUUUCUACUCACCACAUAGGCCUAACAGCAAGCCCUGCUCAGCCUAUCUACAUAAAUGAAAGCCUAUGUCCCGGAAGGCGCCGACUUCUGAAUGCAGCUAGAGUUGUGAAAGGAGAAAAACAAUACACAUACUUAUGGAUACGGGGAGGCAAGAUCCUUAUGAGAAAGGCCGAAAAAGCUCCUGUGAAAGUGAUAACUUCUCAAGCAGAUCUAGCCAAACUGUGA